CUUACACCUCCUUAAAACCCAGACCCAGAGAAAGAAAUCAGAAAGGACUCCCCAAAACACCAAGCUUCGUAGAGAGAGAAAAAUGGCGUCUAGGGUUCCGAUCUGGUUUAUGGUUGUUUGUCUCCUGUCUUUGACUGGAGUGCGCGCGGAAGAGUCUGAAUCGAAGGAGUUCGUUCUCACUUUGGACCACUCCAACUUCUCCGACACCGUCGGCAAGCAUGACUUCGUCGUCGUCGAGUUUUACGCUCCGUGGUGCGGCCACUGUAAGAAUCUUGCCCCAGAGUAUGAAAAAGCGGCUUCCAUAUUGAGCAGUCAUGAUCCUCCAAUCGUUUUGGCCAAAGUUGAUGCGAAUGAGGAAGUAAACAAAGAUCUCGCGGCUCAAUUUGAUGUCAAGGGUUUCCCAACAAUUAAGAUUUUGAGAAACGGAGGCAAGUCUAGUCAGGAUUACAACGGACCACGGGAAGCAGAUGGUAUUGUUGAAUAUCUGAAGAAACAGAGUGGCCCUGCUUCUGUGGAGAUCAAGUCGGUGGAAGACGCUAGUAAUCUUAUUGUAGACAAAAAGAUUGUCGUUGUUGGUAUUUUCCCAAAAUUGUCUGGAGAAGAGUUUGAGAAAUACACGGCUUUAUCUGAGAAAUUGCGCUCUGAUUAUGAGUUUGGUCAUACUACGGACGCCAAGCUCCUCCCACGUGGUGAAUCAUCAGUUACUGGGCCUUUGAUUAGACUCUUUAAACCGUUCGACGAACUUGUUGUUGACUUUAAGGAUUUUGAUGUUGCUGCUUCUGAGAAGUUUGUUGAGGAUGCUAGUGUGCCGAUUGUGACCGUGUUUGACAAUGACCGCAGCAAUCACCCAUUUGUUAUAAAAUUCUUUAAUAGCCAGAAUGCAAAGGCAAUGUUGUUUCUGAGCUUCAGCAGUGACAUUGCUGAUGCUUUUAGAUCAAAAUUUCACGAAGUUGCUGAGAAAUUUAGAACAGAGGGUGUAAGCUUUCUUGUGGGAGAUCUCGAGGCCAGUCAAGGUGCCUUCCAGUAUUUUGGACUAAGAGAGGAUCAAGUACCCCUUAUAGUCAUACAGACCAAUGACGGCCAAAAGUACUUGAAGCCAAAUCUGGAGCCUGAUCAUAUUGCACCUUGGGUCAAGGAAUUCAAGGAGGGCAAGGUGCAGCCGUACAAGAAGUCUGAACCUAUCCCGGAGCAAAACAAUGAACCUGUUAAAGUGGUCGUUGCUGACACCCUCCAGGAGAUAGUUUUCAACUCUGGCAAAAAUGUAUUAUUGGAAUUUUAUGCUCCUUGGUGUGGACACUGCAAGAGUCUUGCUCCUAUCUUGGAGGAAGUUGCUGUUUCAUAUGAAAGUGAUCCUGAUGUUAUUAUCGCAAAGCUUGAUUCCACAGCAAAUGAUAUCCCAAAUGAUACUUUUGAGGUCAAGGGUUAUCCCACCGUGUAUUUCAAGACCGCAAGUGGUAAAAUUUUGCUAUAUGAUGAGGACAGGACAAAGGAAGCCAUCAUUGCUUUCAUUGAGAAGAACCGGGAAAAGAUUGAAAAGGAAGAAUCAGGAAAAAAGAUUGAAAAGGAAGAAUCAGGAAAAGAUGAGCUCUAAGGAUGUACAUGUACACAUUUGGCGGACAUUGUGGUGUGGCAGCUGUCGACUUAUACUUUGAAUAGCAGCAUCAAAAUGUCUUACCUCCCUUACCUGUCAGCUUUUAUGUUUUUAUUUUUAUUUUUUUCACUUCCGUAUUUAGUUUCUUUAAUAAAUGUGGUGGGGAUUUUGCAUUUGUAGCUACGCGAGUUUCAGGGAUUAGCUACAUCUUGUAAAAGUCGUGAUUGUAGAGACCUCAAGUUAUAAGAACGUUGAGUUACGUCUUUAUUACCAGAGUUUGUCAUGAAUUAA
This is a messenger RNA of Morus notabilis, 1882 nucleotides long. RefSeq names its product protein disulfide-isomerase. The record is from RefSeq and is a predicted model, not a curated record. The coding region runs from base 83 to 1591 and encodes 502 amino acids. NCBI's taxonomy places the organism in Eukaryota, Viridiplantae, Streptophyta, Magnoliopsida, Rosales, Moraceae. Gene Ontology annotation, biological process: protein folding; response to endoplasmic reticulum stress. Gene Ontology annotation, molecular function: protein disulfide isomerase activity. Gene Ontology annotation, cellular component: endoplasmic reticulum. The transcript is spliced from 11 exons.